Molecule: messenger RNA, 774 nt
Organism: Fusarium proliferatum ET1
Lineage: Eukaryota; Fungi; Ascomycota; Sordariomycetes; Hypocreales; Nectriaceae
Exons: 2
Coding region: 1-774 (257 amino acids)
Source: RefSeq, a predicted model, not a curated record
AUGGAACUCUCAGGGAGUGCGCUCCCGCUGAUUCAAGGUGUUCUAGAUCGUCAGUCAAGCUUCGAGCUUGACGAUAGUCUGCACCAUCGCCUUACACCGAUGCUGAUGGGCGUCCUCGUUCAACAGAUAUGUGCUGCAGAGCGCCAGACGCUUACUCGAGAGAUAGAUCGCAUCGUUGCCGAGAAGGUUAGAGCUUUAACCUUGAAUUCUGGAACAUCUUCGUGUCCAUGCAGAUCCAACACAAGGACAGACACAACAGACGAACCGACCCAAGAACCAAGUCAAGCCACGACAAUCAGUGUCGAAGAGCCUAAGGACGAUGACUAUAUAGACUCCCAGCCUCGUAGGUCUGGGAGCGACGGAUCCACCUCUUCAACUCCGACGGGAGGGCUACGACGAAGUACGCGAUUGAACCCGCAGGUGCCUUCUCUUGAUUCAAGCACGCCAUCUGGUCAGACACCUAGAACUCCUGAUUCAGGGUCAAGAGCAGGAAAGACACCCCUAUUUCCUUCGUUACCUAAGGCACCAGAGAGCCAGAGCAGCUAUUCGAGGCCAGUGGUCGAAAGUGAACCAGAAAGCGAGCCUGCAUGGAGCCCUCCAUCUGGAGAUGGAGAUACAAAUACUCCGGAUGGCGAGAUCUGCGCGAAGCCCAGUGCUAAGCUUGUCACCACCAGGUCCAGCCCCAGCUCUGAGACCAGUGAGCCCGUCAUCUACGCCCCUGUCAACAGGCAUCUUUUUGUUUCGGGGCAUUCCACCAACAAAUUCAGUUGCUAA